Messenger RNA from Ascoidea rubescens DSM 1968, 1640 nucleotides. It is a transcript of the gene HAP3, whose product is annotated as Hap3p. The transcript has a single exon. The record is from RefSeq and is a predicted model, not a curated record. Gene Ontology annotation, biological process: regulation of transcription by RNA polymerase II. NCBI's taxonomy places the organism in Eukaryota, Fungi, Ascomycota, Saccharomycetes, Ascoideales, Ascoideaceae. Gene Ontology annotation, cellular component: CCAAT-binding factor complex; nucleus. Gene Ontology annotation, molecular function: protein heterodimerization activity; RNA polymerase II cis-regulatory region sequence-specific DNA binding; DNA-binding transcription activator activity, RNA polymerase II-specific. Bases 24 to 1610 code for a protein of 528 amino acids.
UGGAGUUAGAGAAAGCAGCAGAGAUGGAUUCCAAACCUUCUUCUUCAGGUUCGGCCGGCGCAGGCCAUGAAACAGAGCUUAGAGAACAGGACAGAUGGCUUCCCAUUGCCAAUGUUGCCAGAUUAAUGAAGGGCACUUUACCUCGAACCGCUAAGGUCUCGAAAGACGCCAAAGAGUGUAUGCAAGAAUGUGUUUCUGAGUUUAUCAGCUUUAUCACUAGUGAAGCCAGUGAUAAGUGUUUGGCUGAGAAGAGAAAGACUAUCAAUGGGGAAGAUAUUUUGUUUGCCAUGACCAACCUUGGUUUUGAAAACUAUGCUGAAGUUUUGAAGAUUUAUUUGGCAAAAUACCGAGAACAACAAGCGAUAAAACAGGAGAGAGGUGAGACUAGAAAGAGAAACAAGAGCUCUAAUAACAAGGGUUUGAAUAACAGCAUGAUGAAUAAUAGUGGUGGUAAAGUUGCUACAGGAUCUUCUCCGAACAUUACAAGACUUAUUAAUUCAAAUAACGACAAUGACAACGAUAAUGAUAAUGAUAAUGAUAAUGAUAAUGACAAUGACAAUGACAAUGACAAUGACAAUGAUAACGAUAAUGAUAACGAUAACGAAAAUGAUAAUACUUCUUUGAACGGUGCGGUUCCUGGAAGUAAUCACGACAAUCAGAUGAACAAUAUUGAAACGGGCGAUAGUAUUGAUCUUAAUAGCGAUAAACAGCUUGAUAUUCAACCAAGACCAGAUAUAAUAGGCGACAACAUUAUUGGUAUAAAUGAAGAUGAUGAUAAUAUCAACGAUAAUACUCUUCAUAACAUCCAUACUAUGAAUACUAUGAACAGUAUUAAUGAUAGUGAUAAUGAAAAUAGUAUUUCAAUGAAGAAUAACAAUCACGAGAGUAUGAGUUCACAUACCACUAAUAACAAUAAUCGUAAUAAUAUUACACACAAUAGUAACCUCAAUGAUCCAAAUAACAAUCUUAAUAAUCUUAAUAAUCUCAAUAAUGCUAAUAAUGCUAAUAAUGCUAAUAACAGCGUUAAUCAUAAUUCUAGCACUUCUAAUAUUCCUACUACUGCUAUUGCUGCUGCUACUAAUAAUAAUACUAACAAUAACAGUAAUAACAAUCGUAAUACUAAUAGUAGUGCCGGUAGCAAUGCUCAAGAUUUCAAUGCGUUUAAUUCCAAUGGCAAUGAAUUCAUUAAUGUCAAUGACUUCAAUAACAAUUUCGACGUAAACAAUUUGUCAAAUUUGAAUAUGCUAACUGAAAACUAUGAUAUCAAUAACCUUGCUAAUAUCAAUAGCAUGGGAAAUAUCAAUAGCAUGGGCAAUAUGAAUAACAUGAACAAUAUAAGCAACAUGAGCAAUAUUAGUAACAUGAGCAAUAUUAGUAACAUGGGCAGCAUGGGAAACAUAAACAAUAUGGCCAACAUGAGCAACAUGGGCGGUAUCAACAAUAUAGGCAAUCUCGGCAGCAUGAGCAACAUGGGCAGCAUGAACAACAUGAACAAUCUCAACAAUAUGGGCAACCUUGGCAACCUCAACAACAUGGACGAGAUGGACGAGAUGGGCGAGAUCAAUCCGAUGCCCGACAACCCCAACGACCACAACAUCUACUAUCACUGACGCCACGCGUCGCUAUAUACGUUUCUAUUC